AUGCGUUCCUCGUUGUCUGUCAAGCUUUUGCUCCUCCUGAGCUCUCCUCACCUGGCAUUGGCCUCUGCCGGUGAUCAAGUUGUUAUUGCGCCCUCGACAAACGACGCGACCGCCCCCGUGCAGACUCAUAAGGUCGACGAUUCGAUCCUCGCGGCACUGAAGGCGCAUCCCGAUCCCGUCGAUGCUCUGCUGUCCCUGCAGCCCGAGAAGGCCGACAAGUUCGCCGAGCGUCGUCUCCUCCACGUCUUCGGCGAGAAGGAGCCGCAAUGGAUGACCGAGGGAGACAAGCUUCGCCUGCGUAGAAAGGGCAAGAAGUUCCGCGACAUCACGAACCACCAGGACCUUUACGCGGAAGACAUGGCCGGCGCGUUAUCCGGCAAAGCCAACCUUCCCAAGCUCAGUCACCAGAGCUUGAUCAGACCACUCUUCCCUAAGGUCAACCAGACCGAGAUGCACGACGUCCUCGCCCACAUGACGAGCUACUACAACCGCUACUUCGACGGCCCAACCGGCGAAGAGAGCUCCCAGUGGCUGCACGACCACAUCGCCGAGAUCAUCGCGCAGUCACCCUACCACACCCACAUCUCCCUCGAGUACUUCACCCACGAGUUCGUGCAGUCUUCCAUCAUCGCCCGCUUCGAGCCCAAGGUCCGCGACUUCUCCAAGCCCUUGACCAUCAUCGGCGCCCACCAGGACUCCGCCAACUACCUCUUCCCCCUGCUUCCCGCUCCCGGCGCCGACGACGACUGCUCCGGCACCGUCAGCAUCCUCGAGGCGUUCCGCGUGCUCGCGACGAGCGGUUACAUCCCGAAGGAGGGCCCGGUUGAGUUCCACUGGUACGCUGCCGAGGAGGGCGGCCUGCUGGGCAGCCAGGACAUCGCGGCGUACAAGAAGAAGGAGGGCGCGAACAUUGGAGCCAUGAUGGAGUUCGACAUGACCGCCUUCAUCGCCAAAAAUGCCACCGAGUCAAUCGGCUUCAUCAAGACGGAUGCCGACGCGCCUCUCACCAAGUGGGCAGCGGACUUGAGCACCGAGUACAUCAACAUCACCACCAGCGUGUACGAGCUCAUGCCCGGUGCUGGGUCCGACUACAUGUCGUACACCAAGCUCGGUUUCCCUGCCUCCUUUGCUUCCGAGGGAAACCCUGUUGCUGGCGGCUUCCCCGGCGAGUUCGACCCCUACGUGCACACCGACAGAGAUACCAUGGACGUGGAUGACGACUACGGCGUGUUCUCUAUUGAUCACAUGGCAAGGUUCUCUGAGCUGGCCAUUGCGUUUGCUAUUGAGCAGUCCGGGUGGGAUAACAAGUGGAGGUAA
Molecule: messenger RNA, 1317 nt
Organism: Colletotrichum karsti
Lineage: Eukaryota; Fungi; Ascomycota; Sordariomycetes; Glomerellales; Glomerellaceae
Product: peptidase family M28
Exons: 2
Coding region: 1-1317 (438 amino acids)
Biological process (GO): proteolysis
Molecular function (GO): metalloexopeptidase activity
Source: RefSeq, a predicted model, not a curated record